Messenger RNA from Chenopodium quinoa (quinoa), 2305 nucleotides. RefSeq names its product 3-hydroxy-3-methylglutaryl-coenzyme A reductase-like. Gene Ontology annotation, cellular component: endoplasmic reticulum membrane; peroxisomal membrane. The record is from RefSeq and is a predicted model, not a curated record. The coding region runs from base 172 to 1911 and encodes 579 amino acids. Lineage: Eukaryota; Viridiplantae; Streptophyta; Magnoliopsida; Caryophyllales; Amaranthaceae. Gene Ontology annotation, molecular function: protein binding; hydroxymethylglutaryl-CoA reductase (NADPH) activity. Gene Ontology annotation, biological process: sterol biosynthetic process; coenzyme A metabolic process; isoprenoid biosynthetic process. The transcript has 4 exons.
UCUGUCUUCCCCCAAACUAAAUGACUAAACUCAUUUCUCCUUUUUUUUAAUUUUCCUUCUUAUUUCUAAAUCAAAAUAAAUAAAUAAACACAUACGUAGUAUAUUCUCUAACUUCCUCAACCCCCACUUUUCCAAUUUUACCCUUUUCUCGCUCCUUUUAAUUUCCCGGUGAUGGAUGUUCGGCGACGACAACCACCACUGCCACCGGCGUCGGCGAAUUUGAAACAACUUCGCCGGAAAACUUUCGCCGGAGACGAGUCGCCAAAAGCUUCCGACGCUUUACCUCUUCCUCUUUACAUCACUAAUGGCGUUUUUCUGACCCUAUUUUUUGGGGUUGUUUACUUUCUUCUUCAACGAUGGAGGGAGAAGAUCAGAAAUUCUACCCCUCUUCAUGUUGUUUCUCUUUCCGAGAUUUCUGCUAUUGUUGCUUUCUUAGCUUCAUUCAUUUACCUUCUAGGGUUCUUCGGAAUCGAUUUUGUUCAAUCGUUUAUUUCACCCAGAUCAUCUUAUGAUGAUGAUGAGGAAGUUAUUGAAGGAGUGAGUAAUGAACAGCAGAUUCUCAAAGAGGAUAAGCGAAUUCCUUGCGGAAUUCCAAUCUCUUUACCCGAGAAAAAAUUGGAGGUUCAUCAAUUACCCAAAACCCUAGAUCUUACCCCAGAAGACGAAGAAAUUGUUCAAUCUGUUGUUAAAGGUUCAACCCCUUCGUAUUCAUUGGAAUCGAAGCUUGGUGAUUGUUUCCGAGCUGCGAAGAUUAGGAGAGAAGCGCUUCAGAGGACAACAGGACGAUCCAUUGUAGGGUUGCCAUUAGACGGGUUCGAUUAUGAAUCGAUUUUAGGACAAUGCUGCGAAAUGCCGGUUGGAUUUAUCCAGAUUCCGGUGGGAAUUGCCGGGCCAUUGUUGCUAGAUGGGAUUGAGUUUUCGGUACCGAUGGCGACGACAGAGGGAUGCUUGGUUGCGAGUACAAAUCGAGGGUGUAAGGCAAUUAUGAUGUCUGGUGGUGCAGCUAGUGUUAUAUUGAAGGAUGGGAUGACUAGAGCUCCUGUUGUUAGGUUUGGAUCAGCUAGAAGAGCUGCUGACCUUAAGUUCUUUCUUGAAGAUCCUGCUAAUUUUGAGACCAUUUCUCUUGUUUUCAACAAGUCAAGUAGAUUUGCAAGGCUUCAGGAGGUUAAGUGUGCUAUUGCUGGAAAGAACUUGUAUGUUAGGUUUACUUGCAGAACUGGUGAUGCCAUGGGAAUGAACAUGGUUUCCAAAGGUGUUCAGAAUGUGUUGGAGUAUCUCCAGAGUGAUUUCCCUGACAUGGAUGUUAUUGGCAUCUCUGGAAACUAUUGCUCAGACAAGAAGCCAGCUGCCGUAAACUGGAUUGAAGGAAGAGGAAAAUCUGUUGUUUGUGAGGCUGUCAUCAAGGAAGACAUUGUGAGGAAGGUCCUUAAGACCGAUGUAGCUUCCCUUGUAGAGCUUAACAUGCUCAAGAAUCUUACUGGAUCUGCUGUGGCGGGAUCACUUGGUGGAUUCAAUGCUCAUGCCGCCAACAUCGUGUCUGCCAUUUACAUUGCCACUGGUCAAGAUCCGGCACAAAAUGUUGAGAGUUCUCAAUGUAUUACCAUGAUGGAAGCCGUUAAUGGCGGCAAGGAUCUACAUAUCUCUGUUAGCAUGCCCUCUAUUGAGGUUGGAACAGUGGGAGGCGGUACCCAACUAGCUUCUCAAUCAGCUUGCCUUAACUUGCUGGGAGUCAAGGGUGCAAACAGGGAGACUGCUGGAGGAAACGCUAGACUGUUGGCCACUGUUGUUGCCGGUUCUGUUCUUGCCGGGGAGCUCUCUUUGAUGUCUGCAAUUGCAGCCGGGCAACUUGUUAGAAGUCACAUGAAAUACAAUCGAUCAAGUAGAGAUAUGUCUAAAGUUGCCUCUUCCUAAAAAGGUUGCUUUGACAUUAUCAGAACCUUCAACCUCCUGAUCUAGCCGAAAGAUCAGUGAGAAAGACCGCAUUGAGAGGUCAAAAAUGGGAAAGAGAGAAUGAAAGGAGGAGAGACCGCGAGUGAUCAGCUUUAGCAAUAGCUUUAGCAAUCCUUGUAAUAGAUUAGAGAUGUUUCCUCUUCUCUCUUUUCUUGCUUCUUGCAGAUUUGUGUAAAAUGGGGAGAAGGGAUGUAAGCUUGUGUUGGGUUUCUUUUUUCUUUCUUUCUUUUUUUUUUUUUUUCUCGACAGAUUACUGCAUAGUUCAUCAUCUUUUAUUUGAACUUUUAGUUUGCAUGUGUUUCAGAAAUAAGAAGAAAUGUCUAUAAUUAAUUUAAUUACUACUCUAUUUUUGUUA